AUGGCCCACCUCGGAGACAGCCAUCGUGUGGAGGCGAGCCUGCCACCAGACGCCAGCCAUCAAUCCUCUGUAAAACUAGUGUCCGAAACUGAUGCUACUUCAUUCACGUCCGCAGAGAACUAUGAGACUUUAUCCUCAUCAUCAGAGCCCAUGGCGGUUGUUGGCAUGGCCAUGCGGCUACCCGGAAAGGUCAGAAACGGCACCGACUUCUGGGAACUUCUCACCGAGAAGAAGAGUGGACUUUGUGCCGUUCCGAAAGACAGGUUCAACAUUGACGCAUUCCACGACCCCGAUGGAGCAACUGGCACGCUUCGCAUGCGACAAGGCUACUAUCUGGACGACGUGGACAUUCAGCAGUUCGAUACAUCCUUCUUCUCCCUAUCCAAGACAGAGCUAGAGCGCCUUGACCCACAGCAACGACAACUGCUCGAGGUGACAUACGAGUGCAUGGAGGACGCUGGCGCGACCAACUGGCGUGGAGGAAACACGGGCUGCUACGUCGGUGUGUUCGCCGAAGAUUGGCAGGAUCUCAACGCCAAAGAGACACAACAUAGAGGCGGAUAUCGAGCUACUGGCUAUGGAGACUUUGUGCUGGCCAACAGAAUAUCGUACGAAUACGAUUUACGCGGCCCCAGUAUGACAAUAAAGACCGCCUGCUCAUCCUCUCUGGUCGGUCUGGAUCUAGCCUGUCAAGCGAUUCGCAACGGCGAGUGCGAAAAUGCCCUGAUCUGUGGCACCAGCCUCAUCUUCUCCCCAACUAUGGCCCUGGCCCUUAGUGACCAGGGUGUUCUCUCGCCAAGGGGCAUCAGCCGGAGCUUCGAUGCCUCCGCGGAUGGCUACGGGAGAGGCGAGGCUGUCAAUGCCAUUUAUAUCAAGAAGCUGAGCCAGGCUUUGGAGGACGGUGACAAUAUCCGCGCCGUGAUCCGUGGCACAGCCGUCAACACGGACGGCAGGACGCAGGGAAUGUUGAUACCGAGUCCUGUUGCGCAAGAAAAGCUCAUUCGCCAGACGUAUCGGAAAGCUGGCAUUUCUGAUCUGUCCAAGACUGCUUUCGUCGAGUGUCACGGUACGGGCACUGUAGUCGGGGACCCCCUUGAAACGUCUGCGGUGGGCAAGUGCUUUGGCGAACAGGGCAUGUUCAUUACCUCGGUCAAGCCAAAUGUUGGCCAUGGAGAGGGCGCAGCCGGACUGACCAGCUUGAUCAAAGCGAUCCUGGCCCUCGAGCAUCGCCAAAUCCCCCCCAACAUUCACUUCGACACCCCAAACCCCGACAUUCCCUGGAAGGAGUGCAAUCUUCAAGUCCCCGUCGACACGGAAAAGUGGCCUCGAGACCGCGCAGAAAGGGUGAUUCUUGAAUCGAUCAAGCAGUACCACUCGUACAACCAGACGCAGAUCACGCCGCCAUCUACCGACGAGAGCCCCGUCGACGAUCUUCCCACGGGAACCGAGGUUAGGACCAAGACAGAUGCCGCUCUGUCGCUGAGCACCAGCCAGCACUGCCAGUAUCUCAAGAAGAAACACGUUGUCUUGCGCGAUGUGGCCUAUACUUUGGCAAACCGGAGGGACCACAAAGCCCAUCGCGGUUACCUGAUCGCUAGCGAUUCUACCGUGUCCGAAUCAACAACGCUAGGCGCUUCCUCAUCCUCGCCACGAGUAGUCUGGGUCUUCACGGGCCAAGGCGCGCAGUGGCCCGAGAUGGGCGCAGAGCUGAUUGACACCAACCAAGUCUUCCAUGACACCAUCAAAAGGCUCGAUAGCUUCUUGUCCGGCCUUCCCAGCCCACCUGCAUGGACCAUAGAGACCGAGCUCCGCAAAGGCGCUGGCGACAGCCGCGUUCAGAAGGCCGAAUUGGGUCAUCCGCUAUCCAUUGCCGUGCAAAUCGGUCUGAUCAACGUGUUGAGCUCGUGGGGCUUGAGACCCGAUCUAGUCCUUGGUCAUUCUUCGGGGGAGAUGUCUGCUGCGUACGCCAGCGGCUCCAUCACUGCUGAGGCCGCCAUGGCUGCCGCAACUUUCCGUGGCACGACCAGCGGCGGUGACACGCCGGACAAGCGCGGGUCCAUGGCUGCCCUCGGCUUGAGUGCAGAGGACACAAGGGCACUGCUUGAGGAGGGUGUGAUUGUUGCUUGCGAAAACAGUCCCAGCAGUGUUACAAUCUCUGGAGACAGCGACAAGGUGGAGAACGUCGUUGCAAAAGUCAAGGAGACUCACCCGGGAGUGCUGGCUCGUUUGCUUCGUGUCGAGAAGGCCUUCCACUCACAUCACAUGCUUGAGUACGGUCCGCUGUAUGAGGACCAUAUCCAACCUUUCAUCACCAGUGUCGAUCCUGAAAUACCAUUCUAUUCCUCAGUCACCGGUCAACGACUGCAAGGGAAUGGUUGUCUCGGAGCCAAGUACUGGCGCCAGAAUAUGGAGAGCCCCGUCCUGUUCAACGGCGCGCUGAGAGAGGCUCUCAAAUCGCAGCCGUCCGACACUGUUCUCAUUGAGAUUGGACCUCACCCGGCACUCAAGGGCCCUAUCGGCCAGAUCCUCAGAGAUUUAGGACGAACAGACGUCCAUCUCGGGACACUUGUGCGUGACCGCAGCUGCGAAGAGAGCAUCCUUCACCUGGCAGGAAGACUUUUCCAACACAACUUCGAUGUUGACUUUGCAGCCCUGGCGCCCGGCCAAGGACAUCAUGUCCACGAUAUGCCCACCUACCCAUGGAAGCAGGAGGCCAUUCACUGGGCGGAGUCAAGGGUGGCCCGUGAGUGGAGGUUCCGCCAGCACAAACCACACGAGCUUCUCGGCGUGCGGGUGACAGAGGUGAUUAACGAGACAUGCUGGCGAAACAAGCUCUCCCUAAGUGACGUGUCGUGGCUUGAGGGACACAGAGUGGAUGGACAGAUUGUCAUGCCUGGCGCAGGCUAUGUCUGUAUGGCUGGCGAAGCCAUUCGCCAGCUGCAUGAAGAGACAACUUACACCAUCAAGAAUAUGAGCAUCAGCGCUGGCCUGGUACUGGACCACGACAAGCUCGUCGAGCUCGUCACGAGGCUCACGCCGAUGACUGUGGACUCGGCAGACGAAUCUACCGCCUACAGCUUCACGGUUACGUCUUAUGACGGCACGAGGUGGACCAAGCACUGCUCCGGCGAGGUGAAGCCAUCCGUGGACAAGUCCGUCGCUCUCGAGUCAGCAGACGAGUGGCCAAAGGCUCUGCCGCGCAAGGUGGACGAGGACGACUGGUACGCUCUAUUGAACCGAGCCGGGUUCAACUACACUGGUCUCUUCCGCGGUCUGAAAGCCCUCACGUCUGCCACCGUGACAGACGAGGCCUUGGCUACUGUGGGGACUAAGGAGGCCAACAGAGGGGACAAGUACUCACUGCACCCUGCUGUCAUCGACCAGUGCUUCCAGCUCUUCACGGUAUCAGCCUAUCGUGGCCUAGCCCGCAACUGUACCACGAUUGCCGUUCCAACAUUUAUUCGAGAGCUCAUCGUCAGGCCUACGCAGGCAGACGUGAGGGUUGGAGCCCUCAUUAAAUCCUCUGAGCGUGGCUCUUUCGUCGGCAAUCUUUCUGCCAAGGAAAGUGGUCGCACCAUACUCUCCCUCAAAGGUUUCAAGGCGUCGGCUUUGACGAGCAACGAUGGUGCGGAUGACAGUGCUCCUUUGAUCACUCAGAUGCACUGGAAGCAGCAUCAGGACUUUGUCAACAUGGAGCGUCUAUUGCUCCCGCGAGAGGCAUGCCCUGUCGAGUGGCCACUGGUAGAGGAGCUCAUGCUUUUGUGCUCUUUGGACCACCUGGACAUCAUCAAAGUCUCCGAGAGCACCCCAAGCCACCUGGUCAAGUUCUUUGACUGGAUGCAGAAGUACGUGGCCCGUUACCGACAGGGACAGGCAGCCUUCCUCAAGCCCGAGAGCCAACUCUGCGACCUCGACAGUGCAGCGAGACUGGCGAGGAUCAAUAUGAUUGUCGGACAAGUGUCCCAGUCCCAGUAUGCCGUCUUCGCUACCGCCAUCCACAGGCUCUUUAUGGACGCGAAAGCCAUCUUUGCCGGAGAGGCUCACCCCUUGCACAUCCUGCUCAAGGACAACGUCUUGGGCGAGCUGUAUGCCGUCGGUGAUGCGCUUGACUUUACGCACGCCGUCCGCACGCUCGCGCAUACCAACCCUCGCAUGAGAGUGCUGGAGGUAGGAGCUGGUACAGGCGGCACCACAUCCAAGGUGUUGGCGGCGCUCAUGUCCCCCUACGGAGAGCGCAUGUACAGCAGCUAUCUGUACACGGACAUUUCAUUGGGCUUCAUGACGGCGGCCAAGGAGCGAUUCGCACAUGUGGAGGGUAUAGAAUACGCCUCGUUUGAUAUCACGCAGGACCCCAUCAGCCAAGGCUUGGCCGAGGGCAAUUUUGACCUCAUUGUUGGAUCCAACGUGGUUCAUGCAACGCCUAGUCUGCACACAUCCCUCAAGCAUCUGCGUCAGCUCCUCAGCCCUGGAGGACGCCUCUUCUUGGAAGAAUUGUGCCCCGACGCCAAAUUCAUCAACUAUGUCAUGGGUUUCCUGCCCGGCUGGUGGCUAGGUGAAGAGGAUAGUCGACCAGAUGAGCCGUACGUUUCCCGGGACCGUUGGUCAAAGGAGCUCGUGGCGGCCGGAUUCAACGAGCCCGACGCCUUCGUGCUGGAUGGCAUCGCUCCAUACCAUCAGAGCGCCGGCAUCCUGGCCUCGCCCUGCCUGAAAGUGGCCAAACCGGCUUCUGUGACGCUUCUUUGCUGCGAUGAAGGUUUCUACUAUCAUGAAGUAAAGGCAAGCUUGGAGGCACAGGGGAUGACGGUUCACCCUCAUCGCCUGGGCGAUGUCCUGCCGCGCCAGGAUAUUGUGUCCAUCCUUGACUUGCAGCAGCCUAUUCUUCACGAUUUCUCCAAGCAGUCAUUCCAUCAGGUGCUCGAAGCUGUCAAGUCGCUACAGUCCAAGCUGGUAUGGGUGACGCGGUCAGUCCAAGUGUCUUGCCAGGACCCCAGGACGGCCAUGAGUUUAGGUUUCGCAAGGACGGCCCGAAACGAGCUUUCCAUUAACUUCUACACCGUCGAGAUUGAUGACAAGACGGAGAGACAGCAGGCCACCGACUGCGUUGCGCAGAUUUUCCUCAAAGUCCAGGCCACAGAACCCGACGCGGAGUCCAUGGACCCCGACUGGGAGUACGCCAUCUGUGAUGGUGAGACGCUGGUUCCUCGUCUACACUGGCAGACGAUGCACGAAGCGUCCGCGUCCAACUUUUGUUCCAAAGCCACGGCUCCGUUGAAGAAGCUAGACCUCCGAGCACCAGGCUUGCUGCAUACCAUGGGCUGGCAAGAAGGCGAAGCGCUAGUCCCCUCGCAAGGUCAAGUUGUUGUCCAGACAAAGGCCGUAGGUAUGAACUUCCGAGACGUCCUGAUUGCACUUGGAGUUCUGGACAAUAGCACUUCCGAGAUUGGUCUCGAGGGCUGUGGUGUUGUCACUGCCGUGGGUAAGGGCUCCGAGAAGCUCAAUGUGGGCGACACGGUCAUCUACAUGUCUAGUGGAUGCUUUGCAACCCAGCUGGCGUUGUCGGAAACACUGUGUGUCAAGAUCGAUGACAGUCUGACCUUUGAGCAAGGUGCUGGCUUGCCAUGUGUCUACGCGACAGCCGCCAUGGCCUUGACAGACAGGGCCAACCUGCAACCCGGCCAGACAGUCCUCAUUCACUCGGCCUGCGGCGGUGUCGGGCUUGCCGCCAUCCAGAUUGCGCAAAUGCUCGGCGCGGAGAUCUACUGCACAGUCUCCAACGAGGAGAAGAUUCUAUACAUCAUGACCAACUGUGGAAUCUCGCGCGAUCGUAUCUACAACUCACGGGAUGCGUCCUUCCUGCGUGAUGUUAUGAACCACACCAAGGGCAAGGGAGUGGAUGUGGUCCUCAACUCUCUCUCGGGCGACCUCUUGCACGCGUCCUGGGAUUGUGUGGCCGAGUUUGGUACCAUGAUUGAAAUUGGUAAGAGGGACUUCCGUCGCCGGGCGAAAUUGUCGAUGGAGUCCUUCGAGCAGAAUCGAACAUUUGUUGGUCUCGAUCUGUGGCAGAUCUCACAGGUCAGGCCGCAGAAGGCAGCCGAGCUGCUUGAAAGAUGCGUUGGCUGGAUCAGGGACGGUCUGAUCAAACCAGGCGCCAUCGCCAGGAUCUGGGAGGCUUCUCAAGUGCAAGACGCGUUUCGCUACAUGCAGGGUGGACGCCACAUUGGCAAGAUUAUCGUCAAGUUCCCCGAAGACACCAGCACUCUCGAGUCCACCGAGUUCAUCUCAAGCACGUCUCUCCGCUCUGAUCGCUCUUAUCUGUUGGUAGGCGGGCUCGGUGGUCUGGGACGUGCCGUUGCCACAUGGAUGGUUGAGCGGGGUGCCCGGCACCUCAUCUUCCUCUCUCGCUCUGCAAAGUCUGGUGGGCACAUCAAGGACUUCCAGAGAGAUCUGGAGUCCCAAGGUUGCGAGGUGCAAUUGGCCCAGGGCAGCGUCGGUGUGCUCGAUGACGUCCAGGCGGCCAUACAGGGCGCAACGAAGCCCAUUGCCGGCGUCUUGAACCUCUCCAUGGUACUGAGGGACAUGUCUCUCGCCGAGAUGUCCUUUGACGACUGGACCACGGCGGUCGCACCCAAGGUGCAAGGGACCUGGAACCUCCAUCAGUGCCUGAUGGGUGAACAGCUCGACUUCUUCAUCCUCGCGUCCUCCUACAGCGGCAUCGUCGGCCAAUGGGGUCAAGCCAACUAUGCUGCAGCCAACACGUUCCUGGACGCCUUUGUGCAAUACAGACACGCCCAAGGUCAUGCGGCGUCUGUCAUCGACAUUGGCGUCAUGGGCGAGGUGGGCUUUGUGUGGAAGAAUCGGGAUAUUCUGGAUCAUUUCAAGCGAUCGGGAAUGCGCAUCCUCAAGGAGACGGAGCUUCUCGACGCCAUGAACCUGGCUAUCCAGCGAUCCAAGCCCAAGUCAAAUGCCCGCACGCAGGUCGACGUGCACGGCGCGCACUGGAACCCAAGCCAAAUCAUCCUCGGUUUCUGCACCAGUGCGCCGAUCGCAGCACCCAACACGAGGGUCGUCUGGAAGGCCGACGUUCGUGCUGGCGUCUACCACAAUCUGAACGGUCAAGCCAACGCGGCCGCCAAGGCGACCACCGAGCAAGACGGCAUUGCGAGCUUGCUGGCUCUCGCCGCGUCGAGACCCUCUAUCCUCGAGGAGGAAAAGACGACCGAGACAAUUGCUGCGGCCGUCGCCAAGGCCUUGACCGAUUUUCUGAUCCAGGACGAGGACAGCAUCAAGGUAGAGCAGUCGCCCGAGCACAUUGGUGUUGAUUCUCUUGUGGCGAUGGAGUUGAGGAACUGGGACCGGCAGAAGUUUGCCGUCGAAACCAAUGUCAUGAGUAUCGUGCAGAGUGCUUCACUCAUGGAUCUGGCAGACAAUAUCCGGGAGUCGUUGAUGGAGCGGUUUGAAGGACAAGAUUGA
Messenger RNA from Emericellopsis cladophorae, 7470 nucleotides. RefSeq names its product polyketide synthase. Gene Ontology annotation, biological process: secondary metabolite biosynthetic process; fatty acid biosynthetic process. Gene Ontology annotation, molecular function: oxidoreductase activity; 3-oxoacyl-[acyl-carrier-protein] synthase activity; fatty acid synthase activity. The record is from RefSeq and is a predicted model, not a curated record. Bases 1 to 7470 code for a protein of 2489 amino acids. The transcript has 13 exons. Lineage: Eukaryota; Fungi; Ascomycota; Sordariomycetes; Hypocreales; Bionectriaceae.